This is a messenger RNA of Histoplasma mississippiense, 1737 nucleotides long. RefSeq lists its product with no specific name. The transcript is spliced from 5 exons. The record is from RefSeq and is a predicted model, not a curated record. NCBI's taxonomy places the organism in Eukaryota, Fungi, Ascomycota, Eurotiomycetes, Onygenales, Ajellomycetaceae. Bases 1 to 1737 code for a protein of 578 amino acids.
AUGGCACGGACUCAAACUGGGUUUGAUCGCACUCGCGCUCCCAGCCGAUUGAAAACAAAGCUCUCCGAGCUUGGAGAUAUUGUCUGCAAUUUAGGGGAGGAGGACAUUGGAGAAUUCCUGAAGACUCUAUGCGAUUCCCCGAACGACACAACAUCAUUUUUCAAAGCUGUUACUGCAGCAAUCCGCCGCCAGAAUACACGCGGGCCCACACGACAUGAAUUCUUUCAAAACUUCGAGUCAGGAGAUCAAGCCUUAUCCGCUGAACAGAUCUCCUCACUUGCAACUAUCACUGAGAAUUGGGAGCUUGAUGAUAAUGAGUUAGAAGAGCUCAAAAAAUCGGCAGCGCGUUGGACAUCGGAACCUAAAACUUUUUUUGACUCAAAAGCAACAAAGUGUCCUGGCUGGCAUGGGCUUGUCGAAUUCUGCUUUAACGAUUCCCAGCAGAUCAAGCAUGUUAGCCCUGUACGCCGCGUGGUCAAUUCCAUCAAAGUUUUCGAAUCGAUUGAAGAAGAAGUGAGAGCCCGGAGUUUGGAAUACAAGAAGAACCACAAGGAGUCCCUUGAACCCCAGGAGCCCAGAAAGAUACUCACAAGGGUGUUAGAUAGCACCGCGGAGAAGAUCUGGCGUCAACUCCCGAAGGAAGAGAUCAGGAAGCAACGCUCGAGGCUAUAUGACCAAUACUGCAAGGGCAAAAAAUGGGCUCAAAUCAAGCCCAGUUGCAUGGUUCUUUCUCUCCAAUCCACUUCUGUGAAAAGAUACCUUAGUUUCGAACGGAGAAAAUGGGUGUCGAUCGAAAUCAGUGCGGUGAAUGCAUACAUCGAACAUUUGCGUGCCUUCUCUAUGCGGGAUUCACUAUCAAUGACAUAUAGGAAAAUUCAUGAGGAAUACGUCUGCCGCUCAUCGCCUCAAAAUCAGCCCACGAACUCCCCACAUGCAAUUGAUGGCCAGAAUGGAAAACAGAAGCGGGCCAUAUCCUCCCUGAGAUUACCUCCUGGCAAAAGAAGGCGCACACAAGCUUCCAUGGCACAUAUUGGGCCCUCGUCCAACUCUCCGAGCAAUAUCGAAAAAAAUAUCCAUGGCCAUCGGCCAUACGACAGAUUUUGGAUCAGACCCAUUUUCGAACCAAGCACCUCGAGUAUUACAGGAUUACCCGCACCAAGCCCAUAUGCGACACGGAUUCCUUCGACACCAAAUUCGUAUGGCACGUGCGAAACAAACCAACAAGACCGAGGGGAAUCAGGUGGGCCGGAAACAGUGAGUAAAUUAUCAGGAAUACCCGCCAUGGAGAGUGAACAGUCGGCAGCUCCACAUUUUGCAUCAGAGGAAAGGACGUCAAGCGUGCAGAACUCGCAGAACCCAGUCGUUGAUGCGCAACUCUAUGACAUGCAACAGGUCGACACGCCGGCUGUUGAUGAAACACAGUAUGCCUGGGGUGCUAACACGGAGCAGUUGGGCACGCCGGCUGUCGAUGCAACACAGUAUGCCUGGGGUGCUAACACGGAGCAGUUGGGCACGCCUGCUGUCGAUGCAACACAGUAUGCCUGGGGUGCUAACACGGAGCAGUUGGGCACGCCGGCUGUUGAUGCAACACAGUAUGCUUGGGGUGCUACAGUUGGUCAACAACCUUCGACCCAGCCUUCAACUGCACGGCAAUUUGAAGACCAUUCCCUAAAUGUUGACAUGAGCCAACGACCAGCGUUUAACCGCCCGCAGAAUAUCUCAAUGAACGAUAAAUGA